GUCGCGUCCUCGUAGAUGGGACCGGAGAUUCCAAUCCCGGUGGAGAAAAGAAGUGAGGGAGCACUGAAAUCCGCCACCCCCCCGGCCCAGCGCAAGCGCGACAGCGCGUGCGAGAGAGAGAUAGAGAGAGUGUGUUUCAGAUUAGGAAAUUCAGAUUGCAUCAGAGAGAUUAGAUCGGCAUGGGACUCGGAUGAUUGAGCUUGUGGGAAGAUCUGAAGCUGUGGAAACAUUCAAACCAUAAUGGAAGGUGGAUCCCCUGACCAGGAAUCAGUGGGGUCUGGGACAAAGAGAUCUAGCAUAUCAUCUACUAGGCCUCAUGAUCAGAAAGAGUUUCUCCAUAAAUUUGUGGACUGUGAUAUAUUGACAGCAAAGCUUGAAGAUUGGUUUGGAUCAAUAUCAGACAAAAGGCCUGAAUUUGAUGUCCCUUUCGAGUUAAUAGAACUUCAAAAAUUUGAUUAUGCACUGGAAAGCAUUUCAUUUCAACAGCUGAUUCGGAUGCCCAGUGCUGUUUAUGCUUCAACAUCUGAUGCUGUUCAAGCAACUGCUUAUCUUGCUGUAGAAGAUUUUCUACAUGCUAGUGUGAAGGGCUUGUGGGAGGCAUUUUGGAGUCAAGAUGAGCCCAUGCCUUUCUCUGUUGCCUGUUUAUGCGGUGCAAGCUCAAAAUUCUAUCAGGCCGAGAAGGCAAUAGCUAAUGGGAAACUUGGAGAUCUUUGUGCCACAUCUAUAAUGCUAAAGAACUCUAGACAUUCAUAUGGAAGGUGGGACCACAUUCUGGAACUAGCUCUUUUGAGGCCUGAUAUUCUUGCUGUGGAGACUAGUAGGCAGCCUUCUCUGUCUGUUCUAGGUGAAGCCAUUUUUUUUGCUGUUCGUGUAUUAUUGUCAAGAAGCAUGAGCAGAUUAAAUGUACUUCAGAGUUCAAAUUGUGUCUUUGUUCUUCUUGUUGAUUCUCAAUAUGGUGGGGUGGUAAAAGUUGAAGGAGAUGUGAAUAAAUUGAAUUUUGAUGUGAAUAAUGUUUAUGGAUGUGCCACUGAAUGGAUUAAAAAUCAUUCACGAAUUGCAGUGUCUCCCAUUGAUAGAAUCUGGAACAAGCUUGGAAAUGCUAACUGGGGAGAUAUUGGUGCCCUACAGGCACUUUUUGCAACCUUCCAUUGUAUCAUGCAAUUUGCUGGAAUGCCAAAGCAUUCAGUUGAAGAUUUAGCUGCAGAUCAUAGUUCUCGUCUUCAAACAAGAAGGAUGGAAAGGCAGUUAGGCGACUCCAGGGUGAAUGGGAAUGGUUUAUUUAGGUUCCAGCGGAGCAGUGUUUCCCCUGAAAUUGUUGAGGUUCAGAAUGAGCCUAUCAAAAUUGAGCCUGAAGAGGCAAUGAAGCUAGAAGUAGGUACUGUUUUAUGGGUGGAUGAUUCAAAUUGGCAAAAAGGUUAUCAGAUUAAUGAAGUCCUGAGUGAUGGUGAAAUUGCAAUUUACAUUGCAUCUCCUGCAGAUGAUCCAGGAAAGGCUUUGUUUUUAUAUGUUGGUUCUCAUCCCUCUCAACUGGAACCAGCAUGGGAAGAUAUGAACUUGUGGUAUCAAGUUCAGAGGCAGACUAAGGUAUUGACUAUUAUGAGGCAGAAAGGUCUUUCUAGCAAAUAUCUGCCUCAGUUAACUGCAUCUGGUAGGUUAAUUCACCCUGGUCACUGUCGAAGGCCAAGCUCAGGUGGAAAGUGUGACCACCCUUGGUGUGGGACCCCAGUUCUAGUGACUAGCCCAGUUGGUAAAACAGUUGCGGACAUGGUAAGUGGGGGCCAAUUUGGUAUGAAUGAGGCUAUCAGAUGUUGCCAUGAUUGCUUAUCAGCACUCUCAAUUGCUGCCUCUGCAGGAAUUCGACAUGGAGACGUACGGCCGGAGAACGUAAUUUGUGUAAGUUCCAGUAUAAGGGCUCCUUAUUUUGUCCUUAUUGGUUGGGGGCAUGCUAUUCUUGAAGAGAGGGAUCGACCAGCAAUGAAUCUGCAUUUUUCGUCAACUUAUGCUCUACAGGAAGGUAAGCUGUGCUCGGCUUCAGAUGCUGAAAGCCUGGUUUAUUUGCUGUAUUUUUCUUGUGGUGGGGUUUUGCCUGACUUGGAUUCAGUUGAGGGAGCACUGCAGUGGAGAGAGACCUCUUGGUCAAGGAGAUUGAUCCAGCAGAAGCUUGGGGAUGUUUCAACCUUACUGAAAGCAUUUGCUGAUUACGUUGAUAGUUUAUGUGGGACGCCAUAUCCGAUGGACUACAAGAUAUGGCUAAGAAGGUUGCGGAGAAAUAUUCAGGAAGAUGAUCAUGGGAAGGAAAUAGAUAUAUCAGGCUAGGGCUUUUUCCAACAGCUACAUUGGCAGUACAACACAUGAUUGUUUGGAUGUUAUUGCUUCCUGAGACUGGACAUGUAUUUUUGGGAAAUCUCUAUUGCUUCAAACCAAUUAUUUAAGAUAUUGGGUGUUUCUUGGGGGCAACUGUUUUCAUAUUCUUCUGAGAUGGUUGGCUUGCAUCCCAUAGAGCAUCUGAUUGAUGAUUGUUCUUUCUUAUAGGUUGGAGUAUUGGACUGUUCCUAUUUUCCCUGAGGGCUUUGAAUUGCUUGGAUUCUGCAGACAUAAGCAAUGCUGUUGGGGUUUUUAAAAUAUGACUUUAGUGUGGUCCAUCACUUGAUUUCUUCAAAUCCCAUGUCUAUUUUUGUGUGCAGUCCACCUGUCCUCGAGGAUCUAAAAGUUUCUUCUGCACAUAUGGGGGUUCAUGUGCAUGUAUGUUGUGUCAAUUAUUGUCAUUUUCUUGUAAAGAUAUGAGCUCUUCAGAUUUCCUUCCUUCCUUCGUGUAAUUGGUUGCUCUGGAACUGAGGCUAACGGAUUCUAGGAAGUGGUCUAUUGGGUCUAAGGCAUUCUCCUUUUCUUGUAAAUGGAUCGUUUAUUUUGAAUGUCUGUAGGGUAUUUCAUUAUAUUUUCUGAACAGGCAAUUGGUGAAUCAUAUGACCUCUCUCUCUCUC
This is a messenger RNA of Malania oleifera, 2981 nucleotides long. RefSeq lists its product as uncharacterized. The record is from RefSeq and is a predicted model, not a curated record. The transcript is spliced from 2 exons. Bases 241 to 2316 code for a protein of 691 amino acids. NCBI's taxonomy places the organism in Eukaryota, Viridiplantae, Streptophyta, Magnoliopsida, Santalales, Ximeniaceae.